AUGGCGAGCGCCUCAAUCUCCUCUCUGUUCCUUGCGCCACCCGUAUUCCCCUGCCAGAUCGCCGGCCGCCCCACCCUCGCGCCCACGAGUCCCCCCGGCCGCCUAGCCCCCGCCCCCAGAAUCCGUUCCUCGACGCGCUUCGCGUGUGCCCGCUGCGAGGCCGCCCUCGUCCCGGCGUGGCGGGUCCGCGCGCCGCCCCGUCGCCGGAACGUGCUGCGCGACAAGGCCUCGCCGCCGCUGGUGGUUCGCCCUCCCAGCCACGAGGCCCUCCAUUCUCGUCACCAGUCGGACAAGGACCGCCCUCCUCUGGUUGGUCGUACUGGAGAACCGCAGCCUGCUUCGUCCGAUGAUCACGCGUUACCGGAUCCUGAGGAGAAAUCGGACAUUUCUGUUUGUCUAGAUGCUGGUCCAAGUGGGAAUGCAGUGGCUGAGUCCAACUUGGAUGGUCAGAAGGAUUUGGAUUGGGAUGCGGAGGAGAGCCAUUUCUGCGGCAAUGGGACUGGUCCCGUAUUCAGUGUAUAUGAAGACCCAGACGGCAAUGCAGUGCACGUUGAGGUGAAUGAGGAUGAGAUCUUUAGCAGGUGUGCGAGUGCCGAUGGAGAAGGGAGUGGUGAUUUGCAGUCCAUAUUAUCUCGUACAAGAGUAAUGGCUGAGCAGUUUGAAAGUGCCAAACGUGAGGUUCCAAAGAAUAGCUCACUGUUUCGGUUUGUUGCCGCUGAGAAGAAGAAAUCGUGUGUUGCCGAUACUGAUGCUUCAGUUGUGCAGACAAACGGGACUCCUUCGAGGGCUGUCGCAUGGGGUGGUUUUGCAGCAUUUUGUGGUGUGUGCAUCGUAUUGAUCGCGUCCAAGUUGAUUUGGAGGAACAUCAAGGUACAUUUUUCUAGUAAGUUGUUCCAUGCACUUAGACCAGGGAUGAAAGCUGGUCAAUUGGACAAGGGUAACAUCAAGGUAAUCAGUAAUGCACAUAAGUUUCCAGGAGAUUUACUGGUAAGACCGCAGUUAGAGAGGAGGGAAUUGAUGAACAACCUCAAAAAAGCCAAAAUGUCAAGAGAGCGGUUUUCUUUCAGAAAUAUAUUUAGCUGCAGUACUGUUGCAAAUGAUGACAUUGCAAGAAUAACUGAGAUCAGAAGAAUGGUGACUGAUGUUCACACUCUAGAAGAAGGAAACCUUAGAAGAAGCAAAGGGGGAAACGAUAAUUCUGUUGUAUUUCCGCACCCAGUAGUUGCCACCGAGGAAACAAUCUCAGCAAGUUAUGUUGGACAAUCCAUAUAUGUUGAUGACGUAUCAGAGUUAGUCAGUAGUGAAUUACCUAAUAUUAGUUCGUCCAAUGGUAUUACUGAGGAAAGUGUCAAGCAGCCUGUGGAUUUUAAAAACGGAGCACCAAUCAUAGACAUAAGUGUAAAAAACCAGUAUGUCAUUGGAGCAUUUGAGCAGCCUGAGUACAGGUAUAAUGACGAGAGCACAGCUGAUGCAAAGGAUAGAACUUCUUUCAUACAUGCAACAGAAAAAGAACUACAUAUUUGUUCUGCAGAUGAUCAUAAUGUGAGUCCUAAUACCAUCAAUACCCCAUCACCUGAGUUUGAAAGAAAAGAACAGUUUGCUGAGGUAACUGCAAGUAUUCAAGGAUUAGAACCAUCUGAGCUGUUCAGUAGUGACGAACAGAUGAUUCGUAUAAAUGAUAGUGCUCAUCAGACCAUCAAUAAUGUUGUCCCAGAAACAACUGAUGUUUUUUCACCUAAUUGCUUUAAUAUUUCAUCAUCUGGGUUGAAAUACAAGGGAGCAUCCCUAGCCAAUAGUGAAAAUGAUAUCAAUUGCAUGCAAGAAACUGAAGCACCGACGACCUUUGCAAAUGAUGCUCAGACGGCUAACUGUGAAGACUUUGCUCAUUGUGUAAGAAUAAUAGGUACAGAAGCAGGCAAAGAUCUACUAAUGACCGAUAUAUCCACUAUGAAAUCACCUCAGCUAAUCAGCAAAGAGCCUGUGGAUUUGACGACAGAUAACAUGCAAUCUAUGCAAGAACCAGAACCAUCCAACCAUGAUGACAAACAGAUAAGUUAUGCAAAUGUGAGGAGCCAUAAGAUAGACAUAGUACACAAUGAGACAAGGACUAGUUUAGAAACAGUUCCACUAUAUGCCCUACAAGAAGAAACAGUUCAACACAAAGGUGCAGAAGUUGAAAUUUUGGAGAAGCAAGUGAAAAUCACGUCCUCAAACAAAGAAGCCAGAGCGUAUCUGAAAAAAGAUAAAGCGAAACUACAGAAAGAAAUGUGCAGUGAUAAGCUACCUGGAACAAAGUUGUCAGCAGAAGGUGUACCUGGAACUGGCAUUGUGGUUGAUCCAUCAAAUGGUGUACAGAAAACUAAAAAAGUGGCACGCAAACGGCUGAAGAAAGUGCAAAUCAAUCAGGGAGUUGCAGAAAUAGUCGCAGAACAAGAUGUCGUUCACAAUAGCAGCAUGGUUGAUCAGGUAAACAGUAGCCAGAAUGUUAAAAGGACAAGAAGAGGAAACCAGACAAAUGCAUUUCGCACCCAAGGAUCUCAAACAAGAGAAGAAAUUCCAGAAACAGCUCUCAUGGCAAGUUUACCUGAUGAUGCACCAAGAUCUGAAAACAUGAAGCCUCUUGGUGACGCAGAUUCGUCUGCUGGAGCACUAUCUUCAAAGGAUGUUCUUAUGGAAUCUCAGCCAAGUAGGUUCAGUGCCCGUAGGACGAGGAAGGAAGAGUUAAAACUCAACUGUCAGACUUCCGAAAGGGUGGAGGCAGCCACAACAGAAACUAAAACCAACAUGCAUGACUAUAAUGUCAUGCAUGAGGGAUCAACUGAUUUCAACAAGUCAAAGACGAAGAUGGGUGUAGCUGCUGCCAAGAAGUCCACAAAGAGAAAAUCAUUAUCGAAGCGUACCAAGCCAAGUAAUGCAGUAUCAAAUAAAGACUCAAAGGAACCCACUGGUGACUGA
Triticum turgidum subsp. durum (durum wheat) is the source of this 2955-nucleotide messenger RNA. NCBI's taxonomy places the organism in Eukaryota, Viridiplantae, Streptophyta, Magnoliopsida, Poales, Poaceae. The record is from the annotation of a GenBank genome assembly.